CGACGUAUGUAACUAUUGUGUGUACUGUGUAGGUUACGUUACUCCACUCUACUCGUACUAACUGCUACUAACCACUAACCACUAACCUCUACCCCUACCCUUACCCUCUCCCCCGUCCUCUCCCAUCUUUAUCUCCAUCUCUAUCCUCCCCCUCCAUAUCCAACAUUCUUGCUUGCAAGCCUCUGGUUUCUGCCCGUCUGUCUGUUGAUCUUGUCCAUCUCUCUGCUUAGCAACUUUUCAGCACUCCCCGCCAACCCCUCCCCUCUCUCUUCUGCUUCCAUUGCAUUUCAUCGUCUUUCACCCUCGUUGGCUUCCCUCUCUCAAUUGCGUCGUCCCUUUGAUCGCAUGAGCUAAUUACCCAAACUUACCGCAUCUUCUCCCUACUAUCAACUGCACCUCGCGACCACUCGCUCCCUCACACGCUCACUACCUUCCAAACCCCUCCAGUUUCUUCUAAUACCCAACAAUCAUGAACGUCAACAAGAAGCUCGGCCGCUUCAAGCAAUGGGCCGGCGAGAAGAUGGGAGGAGAGGUCAAGACGGGCCUCUCCGAGGAAUUCAAGUCCUUGGAAAUGGAGAUGAACCUUCGUCAUGACGGUCUCGACAAAAUGCAGAGGUCCAUGACCGUCUACGUAAAGUCUCUUUCCAAGCGAGCAGAAGGAGACGACCGCGAGAAGACGCUUCCAGGUGGCUACCUUGGUUCUGCCAUGGUCACACACAGCGAGGACUUCGAGCCAGAAUCCGAAUUUGGCAAUUGCCUCUCCAAUCUUGGUCGAGCGAACGAGCGUCUGGCACGCGUUCAGGAGACCUAUGUUAACGAUGCUACCUCCUCCUGGCUCGAGGGCCUGGAGCGUUCUCUUGCCCAGCUCAAAGAAUAUCAGGCUUCUCGCAGGAAACUCGACCAGCGCCGAUUAGCCUACGAUACCUCCUUGGCCAAGAUGGAGAAGGCCAAGAAGGAGGAUUUCCGAGUGGAGGAGGAGUUGAGGGCACAAAAGGCCAAAUACGAAGAGUCUAGCGAGGACGUCUACCGCAGGAUGCAGGAUAUCAAGGAAGCUGAAGUGGACCUUGUACAGGAUCUCACCAAUUUCCUGGAAGCAGAAUUGUCAUACCACGACCGAUGCAGGGAGAUUCUGCUCAACGUAAAGCGGGACUGGCCCGUACAAGAUACCCGCCGAGCCGGCCGUUCUCGCUCCAACACAGGGCAUGCGGCGCACGCCUACAACGAGCGCUUUAAUCCUCCCGAAGAGGAACCAGUCCCCGAGCCGCCCCGUGCCACAAUCCCACGCCUCAAUCGCAAUAUCUCGCCAGCCCAUGAAGCACCUUCCCCAGGCGGGCAUCCCGCCCGACCAGCGUAUAACCGUACCUCCACCCACGAUGGCACCUCUCGCAUCAAUCGCGAUAUGUCCCCAGCUCCACGAUUGAGUCGCGUACCGACCGAGCCGACCGCAGUGCUGGCUAGUCGUGCCGGUCUCCGCCCCGUGCGACAGGCGAACACCUUUUCCGACGAAUACGCGGAAGAUUACGCGGGUACGAACGGUCACAGGCGCGACAGAUCACCCCCUAGUCCGGGAGGCAGCCAGCGGAAAGAAAGCGCCUCCACCACCUCCACCCUCGCGCGCGAAGAAGCCUCCACCACCACCACCGCCUAUGAAGAGGAGUGCGUUGAGUACCUCUGA
Aaosphaeria arxii CBS 175.79 is the source of this 1675-nucleotide messenger RNA. RefSeq names its product BAR-domain-containing protein. NCBI's taxonomy places the organism in Eukaryota, Fungi, Ascomycota, Dothideomycetes, Pleosporales. Bases 470 to 1675 code for a protein of 401 amino acids. Gene Ontology annotation, molecular function: protein binding. The record is from RefSeq and is a predicted model, not a curated record. Gene Ontology annotation, cellular component: cytoplasm. The transcript has 6 exons.